AUGCAAGCGAGAGAGAGAGAGAGAAAGAAAGAGCACAAACACCUCUGGAUAUCCCUCCUCCUCCUCUGCUGGUCCUCACAGGUGAGUUCCCAAGCCUGCCGUCACCAUGACGACCAUUCACUGAAGGAACACGUGUCCACGGAGUUCUCCAGCUCCACCACCCACGUUCAGACCUUCUCCCAGACAACCGAGAUCGCGGGCGAGGAAAUCGGGUGGAGGAGAUCUUCGAGCUCCACGGAGUUCUUCAGCCUGGUGACCCCGAGGGCGAGAGUGGCCCUGAGUCCGUGGAGAAACCUCACUCGAUCGCCUGGCCGGAGGCUGUGUCGCCGCCCCCCGUGUCUCCCCGUCCGGGCGCAGGGGAACCCCAAACCCGGGCACUGGAGGAGGGAGAGCGGCAUCCCCAGCAAGGAGUCGGCGAAGAUAUUCUAGCACGGCGUCAACAAGGAGCAUUUGGCCCCGCUGGAACCACUGACCUCAGGUGACCCUGACACCGACAAGUGCACGGUGAGCCAGGAGCACACAGACGCCAUCUAUACUGCAUCCUUGAUGGUGAUAGAGGGAAAACAAAAAAUAGAUUUCAAGAAAAUGUUGAAGAAGAGGCCCCCCCCUCCUCCCAGGGCUCUUCCUUACGCUCCCAAGAAGGAGCAGAAGGUGACACACUAGAAAGAGAUGCUGGAGAUUUCAUCCAAGGUACCCAAGAAGGACUCAAAGGUCUGCGUGGAGUCCGGUUUCACUGACUUCCAGGGCCUGCUCAUGAAGCUCAAAGGAAUGGAGAAAAAAGUGGAAGUGAACGCCAUCCAGAUUCUGAAGCCCCCGGAAGACACAGAGACCAAAGUUGACACAAUCGUAGCCUUUGACUGCAUCGCGGAGGUGAAGGACCCCAAUGCCGAGACCAUAUGGAUCACAGAUACCAAGCCUUUGAGGAUCCAGUACUCCCAGGGCAAGUACAACAUGAAGCAGAUGGGCACCAAGUGCCCGCUGAUAAGUGCCAACAUGCGCACGAGUGACCCUGGUGUCGACAGCCUGUCUGUGGGCGAGAAGCGGACGUGUGCACAGCCCACAGUGCUGGACGAACCGCAGGAGUUCAUGGGAGACAUGAAGGCAGUGAAGGUGUCAAGGCUCCCGGCGGCUGUGUUCGACGUCCAGCUCUCCAAGAUAGAGCCCAGUUUUGUGUGGAAGUUCAGUGGGAAGGAGCUGACGAGGCAUGGCAAGCCUGAAAUCUCAGUGUCCGAGGACGGUCUGACUCACAUGCCUAAGAGUAAGGGUGCCAGGCUCACAGGCGGUGAGUUCUCUGUUCUUGCAGGGGACCUGGUAGCGAAGGCUGAGCUCCUUAUUAAUUAUAAGGGGUUAGGCAAGAACCUGGGGCGUGGGCUUCAGGCCUCCGCUGCUCUGUGCGCUCAGUUUUCUGUCAUCCAUCCGUCAUUCCAUCUUUCAUGUUUUACACACGAAGAAUCUGAAGCUCAGAGAGACGUACAGAAGAAAGGAUAUAGUGUCAGGAGAAGGCCAGUUUGUCAGUCUCCAGGCAUUCCCAUCAAGUUUGUGAGCGCCCUCACGCGCGGGUGUGAGAGGAGCCGCGCAUGCCUGGGGUGCGAGCUGACAUCCAAGCGCGUGACUGCGCCGGGAGGAAGGUGGGCGGCUGCUGACACGGGCUCCGAGUACAGCAUGGGCCAUGAGGACGAGCGUGCAGAGAUGGCCGAGGAGGACGCCCAUCUCGGGGGUGGCAGCGAGUGCACCAUGGGGACCCCACUGAAUACGUCAGUACUGCCACCCUCGCUGUGGAAGGCACACACCCGGUCUGUCGGUCCACACCAAGCAACUCAUUUGACACUGAGCUGCCCUCCUCCACACUCCAGCAGACCACGGCCAACAUCUGACCCCCGCAUCCCCCAAUUCCGCCCACCCCCUGCCUCCUGCCCUGGUCCCAGCCCGGGUUUGUCCUCAACGAGUCUGGCCACAGUGAAGAGUGGGCUUUCCGACAUGCACGGCCACCGAACCGCAGCCGAGCUGUGAGCAGUGCUGGACAAGGAGAAGGAGGAGGGCGUGUGGCUGGAUGCCAGUGAGAGCACGGAUUCGCCUGGCCUGCAGAUGGUGAAGCAGGGUGAGGUGCACAAGCUCACUCCUCAGAAGAGCCCAGAAUAGGAGGGUAAGUCGUUCCGGGCCAAGGGCGCGCGUACACGGGACUCCAGGCAGACAAGGUUCAGGGGGCGUCCUCCUACCAUCAACCCAUCCAUCCUGGAGGCCCUGGAAGCGUACCCUGUGACUGUGAAGGUGGGCCUCACGUCGGCGCGCAUUAAGGUGCCCUCCCGGGCAAGGCCGCUGCCCAAAGCGACGUGGUCCAAGGACAGCAUGGAGAGGAUGGAGGAGGAACGCGUGUCCAUGGAACAAGGUGACCAGGCACUGCUUACCAUCUCAAACUGCGCAGGCAAGAGUAUGGCACCUUACAGACCUUCCAAAGUGUUGCCGAAGUACUGUCACCGGCUGGAUGAUGAGGACGUGGCUGCAGCUAAGGAGGAAGUGAGCAAACAAAAGUGGAAGGCUCCAAAGGACAACGGUGGGUGGCCUCUGACCCAUUGCACAGUGGAACGGAGGGUAGCUGGCAAGAAGUCCUGGGUUAAGAUAGGCGAGGCAAAAAAUGUGAGAGAUAGGCGAGGCAAAGUCACCAAUGAAGUGGAAGAGGGAAAGGCCUACCAGUUCCAUAUCCUGGCAGUCAAUUCAGAAGGUGUGAGCUGGAGAUCCACGAAGUGUGUGCAGGAAACCCCACAGAUCAGUGAGAUUGCCCAGGGGAGGGACUCAGAACCCCUUGGUCUUGCCUCCCAGCCCCAAGAGACUGAUGUGACCAAAGAAUCUGUGACCAUCACAUGGAAUGCCCCAGCCCAGGAUAGGGGAGCCCCAGUGCUCAGCUGCAUAGUGAAACAAAGAAAAAAAGGCAGUAAGCUGUAGGUGCCAGUCCACAAGGACCCCAUCCAGGGCACCAAGUAUACCAUGGAUGGUCUCCUGGAGGACACGGAAUAUGAAUUCCGAGGCAUAAGCAGCCCUGGGCAACCCAAUAUGCCACGCAGUUCAGUGGUGGCCAAGGGUCCUGUCAAGCCCCCAGGUCCGGUGCAGGGCCUGCACAUGUCUGAUUCCACCAAGUCAAGCAUCUCCCUGGGAUGGUGCGAGCCUAUAGAAGGAGACCCGCCCUCUGGCUACGUCCUUGAGAUGCAGGCUGAAGACAGCAAGGAGUGGUCCAAGUGCACAGAGAUCCCCAUCUCAGGCACCUGCUACCCAUUGGGGCUCAGUGAGAAUCAACACUUCUUCCACAUCUGGGCUGUGGACGAAGCUGGGGUCGACAAACCUGUGGAGCUAGAUGAUGGUCCAUGGCCACCACCGGCUGUGCCCAAGUUUGACCUCAGUGCCCUACUGAAGAGUCACAUGGUGACUCUAUCCCUACACUGGAGCCUGGCAGGGGACUUCUUGGCAAGAGGUGGUCCUUCAGACACCACCUGGGUGGCCGAUGGUGCCAACUCCUGUCACCACCCAGGGUUCACCACUACCCACUGUGACCGGGAAACCAACACCAAGGGCAGAACUUACACCCUCAUCAACAGCACCAAGCGCUGUGACUCAGGGGCGUAUGGAAUCGUGCUCCAGACGGAACCUGGGGACCACGCCCAUGUGCGCAUGGACAGAGCUGCGCCCGCACCCUCCCGAGAUAAACUGUUUGAGGAGGCCACCGACACCGUGACUCUGACGUGGAACCAUAGCUCUGUCCAGGAGGACAGUGACGCCCACCAUGUCGUCAUGAAGUGGGAUGCCAGCAGCUCCACCCCCACGCCCCGGUUCUCGGCGGCUGAGCGGGUCUUCAGCAACAAGUACACAGUGAGGGGGCUGCUGGCAGGCAGGAAGUACCGCUUCAGAGGGGUAGCACGGAAUGAAAUUGGCGACAAUGGCCUGCUAGACUCCAAGGAGACCUGGCUUGUCAACGAGGACCAGAGUGGGGUCCUGAGCAUGAAGCUGAAGUCCUCGCAGCAGGACUGGUGCCAUGCGCCGUGUUUCCUGACCCCAAUCAAGCCACACACAGUACUCUGGGGCCAGGUCUGCGCCAUGACUUACGCCUUCCUUGGGGACCCACGGCUCACGGCGACCCUCUACAGGUCCAUCACAGCCAAUUCCAAGUUCUGGUACAACUCCACCAGCCGCGUGUGCACCACCGUCACCCCCACCUGCGUCACCCCCACCUGCGCAACGAAGGACAGGGUGAGCUGGGCAAGGACCGUCCACCACAGCUGCUCCCUGAGGUCUACGCCCAGCAGUGUGGCGUCUAUCUGGACCCCGGCAUCAUUAACACUAAUGAAUAUAUGCUUGGGUCUUUCAGAUGAAGAUGACAAGACAGUCUUAGCAUCCAUCACAGAGAGCCUGCAGAAGAAAUCAAAGCACCUUAUGUGAGCU
This is a messenger RNA of Fukomys damarensis (Damara mole-rat), 4428 nucleotides long. RefSeq names its product immunoglobulin superfamily member 22 (gene Igsf22). The record is from RefSeq and is a predicted model, not a curated record. Gene Ontology annotation, molecular function: protein binding. Lineage: Eukaryota; Metazoa; Chordata; Mammalia; Rodentia; Bathyergidae.